AUGGGGAAUAGCGGUGUAAUAAACAUUGCUCCACAGUCAAACUCGUACAGCCAACAAGAAAGCUGGCCAAGUCAAAAAGGCACGUGGUCACGUCAACGAGCAAACUGGCCAAGUGAACAAGGAAACUGGCCAAGUCAACGAGGGAACUGGCCAAGUCAACAAGGGAACUGGCCAAAUCAACAAGGGAACUGGCCAAGUCAACAAGGGAACUGGCCAAGUCAACAAGGAUACUGGCCAAGUCAACAAGGAAACUGGCCAAGUCAACAAGGAAACUGGCCAAAUCAACAAGGGAACUGGCCAAGUCAACAAGGCAACUGGCCAAAUCAACAAGGAAACUGGCCAAAUCAACAAGGGAACUGGCCAAGUCAGCAAGGCAACUGGCCAAGUCAGCAAGGCAACUGGCCAAGUCAGCAAGGCAACUGGUCAGGUCAACAAGAAAACUGUCCAAGUCAACAAGGAAAAUGA
Molecule: messenger RNA, 465 nt
Organism: Didymodactylos carnosus
Lineage: Eukaryota; Metazoa; Rotifera; Eurotatoria; Philodinida; Philodinidae
Source: the annotation of a GenBank genome assembly